This is a messenger RNA of Symbiodinium natans, 1891 nucleotides long. The record is from the annotation of a GenBank genome assembly. NCBI's taxonomy places the organism in Eukaryota, Dinophyceae, Suessiales, Symbiodiniaceae.
AUGGAUCCGGCAGAAGACAUGGAACACGCCCUUCACCGAUGGCUCAGCGGACAAGUCGCCGAUCAUCAGGUUGUACAAGUACUAGGACCCCAAAUACUACAAAGAUGGCAAGCACUCCUGGUGAGCAUCGUGGAGGAAAGCGACACCCCCAUCAUCACGGACACGUCGUCGAUGCCAACCAGACCAUGGACGACCAACCUGCACCCAUCCCAGUACAUGGAGAUCCUAGGCACCAAUGAAGAGGGCGUCAGCAACACCGUCAAUAGGUUUCGACAGCAAACCAUGAAGGCCAAGAUACUGCACCAAUCCAGACUACGAACGGUGCAGUCCGACUACUCUGAGAUAAUCGGCCAAGGACGACUACACGACGUGGAAAUCAAACCCGGUCGAGUUCUUGCCUCCGCAGAAGCCCACGGGACCAUGCCCCACACCCUUCCCCCUCCAACCUCCUCACAAGAACAUGCCAGCCAAUUUCAGAGAUGGUAUCCGAAUCGACAAGCACCACCGCAGGACCACGCGACCGGCAUGUCCAUGGACUAUGCGGGCACGGACCAACCUAUCAGAGACCUACAAACCUGGCACACGGGAGCCUUCCCCCACAUCCCCGUACCUCCGGAUCGCACAGUACCUCCUCCCGAAGAGCAACAUCACAGAGAAGACAGAUCCAGGUCGCCACUUCGAAACCCUGGUGUCCACACGAUGGGCAUGCACGUCAGCAGCCUGCAACAGCUGCUCGACAGCUUAGAGCCAGCCGUGGACACGCAAUCCGUCAUGCAACAUCACGACCAAGGCCGGCUACUUCCAGUUCUACCAGUGGAUCAGAUAGAAAACGCGCAGCCACAGUGGUGGAGACGACCGGACCGAUUAGACCGGAACUUGUUCACAUGCUACCUCCGGUUGAACCACACCAUUGGGAGAACCGCUGCAGUUCGCAUCCUACAGUUCACAGCCAUACAAUUCAGGAUGCUCGUACGCAAGGGCACCUGCCCAGAUUUGGCCACAAUGCCCAACCUCUACCAGCUCUGGCACUGGGGAUACAUCAAGUUCCGAAGUGUAAACCCGGAGCUGUGGAUGUUCACACACAACUUCGCGGAUCCCACAACCAUGGGCAGGCUGGAACAGACCUGCGCCCACUUCCACAGAGUUUGGUCAGCACACGUCCUACCCAGCACGGCAGGAUUGGUACCCCUACUGCCGCCCAUACAAGACCUCUGCGUGGUGCUCCAUUGUUCGGCGCCACCCUUCCACCAGCCAAUGCUCGCGAAGUACAACACCAUCUCGGGCAUUAUGACCAUGCAGGCGGUCAGCAACAUAGUCUUUCGCAAGGCUCACCAUGACUUACAGCUCCACAGAACGUGGCCCAGCAUCGAUUCCCACACAGGAUGCGAUCAAGGAAUCAACACGUUCCAGAUUCCGGACCACUGGCCAACCAACAUAUGGACCGACACGCUGCAGAAGCUCACUCACACGACCAGAUGGACGCCACCCUCCACGCCAGACAUCCGCACCAGGCUCACCAUCGACCACCUGUACAGCGACGUACUGCCCAACAUGAUAUGGACGCCGAGAUUCGCCCUGCCCCUCACCUCACAACAGAUUCACGCAGUCCAAGUUUCCACCCAAGCAGCACAUGUACUACAUCGACUAUGGGACCCACUCAUUUUCACCUUCACGGACCCGUGCCACACGAUCGACGGUUUAGACGCCAAGCGAACAAGCCGACCUGAUCUGAUCGGAAAAUUUCACCGACUGAGUUCAGGAGGACAAACACCAAUGUUGGCAAUCCCAGCCAGCAGCGUGAUCGAGACACAGUUGGACUGGGCCUGGUUCCAAUCCACUACGGCAUCCAACUCCCCGUUCAGAUGGCUGUCCCUACCCCUUGCAGUCAUAG